Messenger RNA from Papaver somniferum (opium poppy), 1551 nucleotides. RefSeq lists its product as uncharacterized. The record is from RefSeq and is a predicted model, not a curated record. NCBI's taxonomy places the organism in Eukaryota, Viridiplantae, Streptophyta, Magnoliopsida, Ranunculales, Papaveraceae. The transcript is spliced from 2 exons. The coding region runs from base 1 to 1551 and encodes 516 amino acids.
AUGGCCAAAUCUUUUGACAGGGUUAACUGGGAUUUACUUCUUCAGGUUCUGUCUCAAAUUGGGUUUAGUCCUCAGUGGUGCAACUUAAUCCAUCAAUGCAUAUCAACUACCAGUAUGGUUGUUCUAGUUAAUGGAUCACCAGGAAAGUUUUUCAAGCCAUCUAGGGGAUUGAGACAAGGGGAUCCCCUAUCUCCUUAUCUCUUCCUCUUCUGUAUGGAAUCUCUAUCUAGAUAUCUAACUCAUGCUGAAACUCAACAACAAAUUCAAGGAAUCAAGAUUUGCAAGGAUGCUCCAGCCAUCAACCACCUUCUAUUUGUUGAUGACUGCAUGAUAUUCUGCAAAGCCAAUAUGCAAGAAUGCAAUAACCUUAUUCAGAUCUUUUAUGAAUUUGGGAAAUCUUCAGGUAAGCUGAUAAACUUCUCAAAAUUUGGCAUCUUCUUCAGCAAGAACACUGCUCCUGAUAUAGAUGACAACAUAAGCAAUACUAUGAAAGUUCAAAGGAUCAAUACUUAUGACAAAUACCUGAGAUCCCCAUUGUUUACAACUAAGAGUAAGAUACAAGCCUUCAAUCUUUGUGUUUACAAGCUCAAGUUCAGAUUUGCUGGAUGGAAGACAAACCUCUCAACUGCUGGGAAAAUGACUGUGAUCCAAUCUGUUACUUCCACCUCCAGCAUCUACCAAAUGAACUGCUUUAAGAUUCCAAAAACUACCUGCAAUGAGAUCAAUGCUAUUCAAAGAGACUUCUUCUGGAACAAAGAACAAGACAAAUCAGAAGGCCUCUACUAUUUUGCCUGGGAUGGAGUCAACAAACCUAAAGAACUCGGGGGAUUGGCUAAUAACCUCAUUGCUAGCUGGAAUGAAACUUAUGCUACUAUCUGCUGGUUUAUCUGGAAAGCCAGAUGUGACUGGGUUUUAAGAAAAAUCUCUCCAGAUGCUACAGUCCCUGCUAGAGACAUAACGCAACAUCUCUGCAAUUAUUCAAGAGUGCACCACAAACUAGGGCACAUCAUUAAUAACCUCUUCUACCAGUCUAAUAGCUCUAAUUCUCCUCCUGAGAACUACAGUCAACACAGACACACCUCUGACAAGUUUGGAAUCACUAUUAGCAUGCAUAUUGAACUAGCUGACCUAUGCCAUGUUACUAGUGAUGCUCAAUCAUAUACUAAUUAUUCCUUUGUUGCUAUGUCCUUCACAGGUAAAUGCAUGGGAACAAGAAACUUCAAGGACUAUACCUCUGUAAUCAGAAGAGCCGAAAGAUCAAGCAGAGGAGCUCAACUUGCACUGACUUGGGGAAAGACUAUGCCGCAAACAAACAUCAACUUUGCUGCUGAAACGGAAGAAACUCUACAAGCUAUCAAAACAAGUUACCAAUUGGAGGUCCAACAUAGGUUCAAAGGAAGAAUAAGUUCAAUCCAAGGCAACAACAACAAUAAUGCCCCAAUCGAUUUCGUCUUAGGGAAGCUCAUAACAGUUACUGCUCAACAAAACUAUGCUGCUAUCAACCUAGCAAGAAUAGCUAGGCAAUCUACCCAUUUCUAUGAUUCUGCCUAA